This is a messenger RNA of Schistosoma intercalatum, 5847 nucleotides long. The record is from the annotation of a GenBank genome assembly. Lineage: Eukaryota; Metazoa; Platyhelminthes; Trematoda; Strigeidida; Schistosomatidae.
ACAUAAGGUAUGCGUUACAGUAUUCAUAGGUUGUGCUAUUUAAUGAUUCGAAUAUUUACCUGACUAACUUUCGCUGACAGUCCAGUAUUCUUGCUAUUAGCGUGUCGUGUUCAAAUAAAAGUAUUUACAGGGAAUGAACUCGAAUAACCGCAAUAAUCGAGGGAGUACGCGAGAAAAGCUUUACUGAAUUCCUCCCCAACUUUUUCUAUCUGGCCAAUCAGGAAGACCCAAGUGGUGCCAUUGCCCAACACUUCUACGCACGCAAAAAGCCAAGUACAGGAUAUCAGUAUCUCAACUAAAGGAGUGAAAUAUGCCUAGCGAUUUCUCCUUUGUACCACCUCCUGAGGCUCCUGUGUUUUAUCCAACGCCUGAAGAAUUUGAAGACCCACUUGGCUACUUGAUGAAAAUCCGACCAAUAUGUAUAAAAACUGGGAUAUGCAAAAUCGUCCCUCCCAAGUGUUGGAAUCCUCCGUUCGCUGUCAAUAUGAAGGAGUUUUCAUUCACACCACGCAUCCAGCGGUUGUACGAGCUAGAAGUAACUUCCAUUUCUUUUUACAUCAAACUCCAGGCUCAUUCUCGUAUCAAGUUGAAUUUUAUCAGCCGUCUCUACAAGUUUGUCCAGCUACAGGGAGGCGACAAAAUCCGAGUACCUAGUAUUAGUGGACGCUACUUAGAUCUAUAUGCUCUUCACAAACGUGUCGCAGAAGCUGGCGGAUACCGUCAAGCCUGCGAUAACCAAUUAUGGUCUGAUAUUGCUGAAAAGUUAGGUUAUCAAAGCCGUCAUGCACAUACAAUUAAAACCAACUAUGAAAAACUGCUACUAUCAUUCGACCAAGUUAUAUCAUAUCCGUCUCGGCCCACCAAGACCACUUAUCACCCUAGAAGUCGUUGGAGUGGUUAUAAACGUGGCAGAAAAUCAAUUGGGGAAGAGAAGAUAGAUUACUCGGCUAGUAACGAGUUAAAAAACCUGCAGUUUUUUGGUCCUGGACGAAAAGCUGUUGUUCCUGAAGAUGGACGACCAAGCAAUUUCAAACCAGAAGUCAACAUUGAUGAAUAUAAUUGUCGAGUUUGUGGUCAUGGAGAUGAUGAAACCAAUCUACUUGUCUGUGAUACAGAUAGCUGUCAAGCUUGCUAUCACUUGUAUUGUCUUGACCCACCUCUUCGUUCCAUCCCAAAGUGCCAGUGGAAAUGCCCUGAAUGUGUCAGAGCUAUCUGUUGUAAUCCGAUGGAUGUAUAUGGAUUCCCUCAAUCGAGCAAGACUUAUUCUCUUCAAGAGUUUGGUGUAAUGGCAGAUCAAUUCAAAUCUACUUAUUUCAAACGUCCAUGCACUGAUGUGCCAUGCGGUGAAGUAGAACGUGAAUUCUGGCGUAUCUUACAGGAGUAUAAUGAUGAUGUCGUUGUUGAAUACGGCGCUGAUAUUCACUCAAGUUCUCAGGGGUCGGGGUUUCCAACAAAAUCAAUGCUAAAGAACUUAGUGGGCACUGCUUCCCAACUAGCAGAAGCAAAGAAGUACGCUGAUAGCCCUUGGAACUUAAAUAUAUUACCGUUGUUAGAUCGAUCAGUCUUGAGGUUCAUUAAAGGAAACAUAGAUGGUAUGAAAAUCCCUUGGUGCUAUGUUGGUAUGGUUUUUUCUAGCUUUUGUUGGCAUAUUGAAGAUCAUUGGAGCUACUCCAUCAAUUUUAAUCAUUGGGGUGAGCCGAAAACUUGGUAUGGUGUAUCCCGUUUGCACGCAGAUGAUUUUGAACGCGCUAUGAAAAAACACGCUACAGAACUUUUCGAUCAAGCCCCAGAUUUACUGCAUCACAUUACAACUAAUGUAAAUCCGAAUAUUUUACAAGCAGAAGGUGUACCAAUAUAUCGGACUGAUCAACACUGUGGAGAGUUUGUCGUGACAUUUCCGCGCGCUUAUCAUGCUGGAUUCAAUCAAGGCUUCAAUUUUGCUGAGGCUGUUAAUAUAUGUCUACCUGAUUGGCUUCCUAUUGGCCGUGCUUGUAUUGAACAUUAUGCUGAAAUUAAAAGACAUUGUGUGUUUUCAAACGAUGAACUAUUAUGUACAUUGGCUGAAGUAGCUGUGGGCAAUGUUCUUCCAGAAGAAAUACUCACUUUAACAAAUCCUGUUACUAGCUGUACUUCAAAUGGUGAAUGCUCAGACAAUCCUGAACCUCAUAUCAGUGAAAAACUACCUCCUGGUUGUUCAACUUCAGGUCUCGACAUAGGUGCUGUAGCUAUUGUGCAUCAAGAGUUUACUUGUGUGCUCAAAGAAGAACGACGGUUACGAGAAUUAAUCAUCCAAAAUGGUGUGUCUAACUCGAGAAAAGUUAGAUUCGACGAAAUGUCAGAUGAUGCACGUGUCUGUGAUUUCUGUUUGACUACUCUUUUUUUAUCUGGAGUUAGUUGUUCAUGUAUUUAUGAAUCGAACACCAGUAUUCAAAGAUUAGAGAACCCAACUGAUCGUUCUUUGGAUGACCUUAGUACAACUGCACGAAAACACAAGAUGUCGGAUGAACCAUGCGGCAUUAUAGAUGAAUCUAAUGAAGAGGAAAAGCGACCUCCUAGCCAUAUGGUUUGUCUAAAACAUGUGUCCGAAUUGUGCAAGAAAUGUCCACCCUCAGUUUUUGUACUCAACUAUCAUUACUCAAUAGAGGAACUAUGCAGUUUAGAACAAUGUUUGGCUGAUCGCCUAGCCCAUUUUUAUGCAUGGAGAAAUCAGUUAUCUGUUAUAAUUAAACCGAGUGAUUCAAACACUUUCUCAAGUAAUCACUUCAUGAAACAAGAAGCUAAUGAUAAUCAUGUUGUUGUAUCUAACAACUCAACUUCAGGUACUAUGACACUUGAGGAAUUGGAGAUAAAAUUGGCCGAAGGCAAGGCUGCUGGCUAUCAUACUGAUGACAUCUACAACGAUGCUAAAGCUAUGUUAGAUCGUGGUAAACAUCUUCAACAAAUAUGCGUCAAAUUAAAACCCUCCAUUAUUGGUUCCGGGAACGCUGAUAAGUUCAAAAGCUCAUUAACAAGCAUAUCAUCGACCGUCAACCCUGUAAAAUUUCAAACCCGACGUCCUGCUACUUUUACCGUGGCGACUUCUUCGACUAACGGUUGUGCGACACCACAUAAAAUUAUCAAAUUGCCUUCGAAUAAUGGAUAUGUAGUUCUCAACCAUGAACUUGACGUCAACAAUCCCCGGGAAUACGAUCUUUUACGACUGAUGGAAUCUUGUGAACAACAGCAUCCUCUCAAUCUUUUUGAGGAUCCAUCAGUACAAUUAGUCAAACGACUGUUAAGUCAGUUAACAACGUGGCACCAAUCAGCCCGUGGUAUUAUUAACCUACUAUGCAAUUUAAUCCUAACAAAUGCCACUCGAAGUAUUUCUACCAGUUUUUCCAUAUCAGAUAGUUUGUCCAAUAUUGGUGUUAGUGCGGAUUGUCUCCCUAAUGAUUUCUACGCUUUCUCAACAGAUGAUCAAGCCUUAAUAAUCCUUGACCAUUUUUUGGAGAAAUUACGAAAUGAAUUCCCAUCGUAUGUGUAUCGUAUAUCGGAAUGGAAUUCUCUUAAUCUCCUACGUCAUGCAUUGAGAUGGCUCUGUAUUUAUGGUCGACAUGAUAACAAUAAAAGUACGUGUUGGUCAUUGCCUCAUCUUCGAAAGUAUUUGGUUUUUGGUGAGGAAAUUAUUUCACAACUGACAGCAAUUACCUCGAGUCAAAAAUCUCACUCAAAAAUAGUUCAUUCAUCUUCAUCAUCUGUUUCAUUAUCUAUCCGAAACAACCAGACAGUUUCUCAGUCUUCAGGAUCUUCGUUUAAUGUUAGCAAUAUGGACACUGCUUUAACUCAGAUCAUGAGGUUUGUACUAGCUCGAAUGCAUACGUCUUUAGGAAAUCUGACCCAGUUGGGUGUACAAGUUGAAACUCUAGUUGGUGUUUUAACUGAGAUUCUCAGCAGUUCAAGGUCAUCAAUCUAUCAAGAAAUUGAGGAUGCAUUGUACCGAAUAAAGAGUCUGGGAAUUGAUCACGUUACGGCUGUUAAUGGACAAAUACCACUAACAGAUGAACCUCAACUUAAUGCAGCAUUAGAUGAACGCCAUUUCAAUAGCAUUGUAGAUACUCAGUCAGUUACUACACCUGAAGAUAUCGCUCAAUUAAAAGCACUUUUAAAACAGCAUGUUGAUGACAUGAUAAAUUUGUGUUCCCGGGAUGAAUAUAGUUCAAAAACUAAACCUUAUUUAAAUAAAGCAGAAAUCUUGUGUGAACUCGGUCAUUUAUUCUCACCAACUUCGGAUUCAGAUCGUUUAUUAAGUUUCGUUACAACUAAUCAUAAAAUUAUUGUUAUAUCGGACAAAUUAGAUCGCCAGUUGAAAAAAUUAAAUGAUCAUGUUAACAACACCAAACGUGCUAUAUCGGAUCUGUAUAACAAAUUCCUUCCUCAUCAUGGUUUGCCUGGAUAUAAUAUACAGACAGAUUCAUUAUUAGAGAUUUUGUUGCCUGGGUUUUCAAUGAAACAUCAGAAAUGCUUUGCUUUGCAGUCAUUCAAAGAUGCUUCGUCAUCGAGUUAUGAUCUUUCACUUUCUGUAUAUAAACAACAAAUGAAGGAUCAUUUUGAUUAUAUAUCGUCAGCACUUAAAAAUAUGUUCACAAAAGGUACUUCAUGUUAUUUAUGUUCCAAACGCUUCAAAAUAACAAGAGUCAUUACAGACCAAAUUAUCUCUGAAUGCAAUCCUUGUGAUUUAUGUUCAUUAUGCUCAGAAGAUCUAUCAGUAUAUCCCACAUUUGAUUGGCUUAUGCGUUUUGAACAUCACUGGUCCAGUUCUACCUCAUCUAGUGUGAACAAUGAGGAAAUUGUUGAUCUAACUGAUGAAACGGAUUGUGGAAAUUAUGGCAUUUUGAUUCUUCUGUGUAGCCCUGUUUCCACUGCUCUUCGACUUUGUAUAAAUCAAAUUCAAGAGUAUUUGGCUCAAUUGGAACAAAUUCUUCAAUCACAUGGGAACCGAUUAAAUGAAAUCAUUUCAAGCGUGAAUCAAUCGUUAAUUCAACAACUACCAAGCUGUUUGAUGGAUUUCAUCAAUAAGAUGUGCAGUUCACAAGAUCCAUCAGUUCUUACCAAUCAUUCUGACUUAACCUAUGAACUCUGCAAAAUAUUGUGUGUUUUCCUUACAUUCAAAGUGAAUUUGUUGCCGUGUAUUCAAUUGAUCGAACAUAUUUUAUCAUCACUAUGUGUAUUUAACGAUAUUAACGAGAAUACUCUACAAAAAUUAGGUUCUUAAUGUGUUUUUUUUUUAAGUAACUCUAUUUAAAGCUUGUUUACCAAACAGUCACGUUUAGCUAUUUACAAAUUUUUUGAUCAUUGUUGUUUUUUUAUACAUUAUUUGUCAGCGUUUGUUUUAUUAUAUAAGUUGACGAUUGUUGUUGGUAAAUUUUGAUAUUUCUAUAUCAGUACGUAAGUAAUAAUAGAUCUGGUUAACAUGGUUCUUUGUUUAUUACCUUUUCUUUAAUAUUCAUUAUCUUAACUAUUCAUAGUUUUCCACUUCUGUGUAUAUGCAUCAUCUGUGUUUUUUUCAUAUACCUGAGUAUAUGGGCAGAUGAUGAUAUACAGAUAUCCAAUUGCAUUUGUCUUUACUUUUUCACGUUAUUUCAUCUGUUUUGCCACAUAUUUUCAACUUCGUUUGUAUUUUUACUGCUUUUCUUUCUUGUAACUCAUUGUGAAAUUGUCAUCAUUUACAUACUUUUAAUUUAUAUAUAUCUACAAGACUUUUAUUAAUACUGAUCUGAAAAUUAAUAAAGUAUUUUAUUCAGUUGUGCGUAACAUAUUAUCAUCUUUCUUGGUCAGAAAUAAAGUACCUAAAAUAAUGGCGUGUUGUAU